Molecule: messenger RNA, 801 nt
Organism: Phycomyces blakesleeanus NRRL 1555(-)
Lineage: Eukaryota; Fungi; Mucoromycota; Mucoromycetes; Mucorales; Phycomycetaceae
Exons: 9
Coding region: 23-679 (218 amino acids)
Source: RefSeq, a predicted model, not a curated record
GAACAGCUCACCCUACUUUUGUAUGUUGGCAGUGGUAAUUUACUCUGUUAAUGUUGAACGUGCUGAUUGCGGAAACAGUAGUGCAGUGGUAAUUUACUCUGCUAAUGUUGAACGUGCUGAUUGCGGAAACAGUAGUGCAGUGGUAAUUUACUCUGCUAAUGUUGAACGUGCUGAUUGCGGAAACAGUAGUGGUAAUUCACCCUACUUUUAUUUGAUGUUGGCAGUGGUAAUUUACUCUGCUAAUGUUGAACGUGCUGAUUGCGGAAACAGUAGUGUGGUAAUUUACUCUGCUAAUGUUGAACGUGCUGAUUGCGGAAACAGUAGUGUGGUAAUUUACUCUGCUAAUGUUGAACGUGCUGAUUGCGGAAACAGUAGUGUGGUAAUUUACUCUGCUAAUGUUGAACGUGCUGAUUGCGGAAACAGUAGUGUGGUAAUCUACUCUGCUAAUGUUGAACGUGCUGAUUGCGGAAACAGUAGUGUGGUAAUUUACUCUGCUAAUGUUAAACGUGCUGAUUGCGGAAACAUUAGUGGUAAUUCACCCUACUUUUAUUUGAUGUUGGCAGUGGUAAUUUACUCUGCUAAUGCUGGUUAUGUUGGCUAUGGAAAUAGUAGUGGUAAAAUAUUACCUCUGGCGUACAUAGUUAAACAGGUCCUCUUCAAGUUUAGAAACUAUAAUUGAUUGAUAGCUAUUGAUGUACACGUAAAUUAUAUAUUAAAUUCUUCCUUAUUUCCUUUUACAAUUCACACCAAAACUGCAUUAAGAGCGCUUCCCCUCAUCAAUAAUAAUAAUGACAUUCAGAU